CAAUCGGGUAGCGGUCCAUGAUAAGGUGGAGAGAAAGAAGAAGAAGAGACGCAGAAGUGGACGGUCACGAAUCAAGAUGACGACUUCAUGGAGCGACCGUCUGCAGAACCACGCUGAGCUACCUGCCAACAUGGACGGUGUGGCCAUGAAGAAGUACCGCCGGGAAGCUCACCAAAGCUUUCCAAGGGAUCAGACUCAAACCCAUCCUGCAACAAGAGUGUUUGUCAAUCGAAGCUUGGCCAUGGAGAAGAUCAAGUGCUUUGGGUUUGACAUGGAUUACACUCUGGCAGUGUAUAAAUCUCCUGAGUACGAGUCGCUAGGCUUCGACCUGACGGUGGAGCGCCUGGUGAACAUUGGUUAUCCACAAGAGCUGCUCAACUUUGUCUACGACCCCUCCUUCCCCACCAGAGGUCUGCUGUUUGACACAACGUAUGGCAAUCUGCUUAAAGUGGAUGCAUAUGGGAACAUCCUGGUGUGUGUGCACGGAUUCAACUUCUUGAGGGGACCGGACAUCAGAGAGAUUUACCCAAACAAAUUCAUUCAGCGUGGAGACACUGACCGCUUCUACAUCCUUAACACACUCUUCAACCUACCUGAAACCUACCUCUUUGCCUGCCUGGUGGAUUUCUUCAGUAACUGCUCCAGAUACUCCAGUUGUGAGGCUGGCUUCAAAAAUGGUGACCUUUUCAUGUCCUACAAGAGCAUGUUCCAGGACGUGCGAGACGGUGUGGACUGGGUUCAUAUGAAGGGGUCUUUAAAAGAGAAAACUGUUGAAAACCUGGAGAAGUAUGUGGCAAAGGACCCCAAGCUUCCUCUGCUCCUCAGUCGCAUGAAUGAAGUAGCCAAAGUGUUUCUGGCCACCAACAGUGAUUACAAAUACACAGAGAAAAUUAUGACCUACCUUUUUGGCUUUCCUCAUGGCCCAAAGCCAGGCACACCCCACCGGCCCUGGAAGUCCUACUUCGACAUGAUCCUGGUGGACGCCCGCAAGCCUGUGUUCUUUGGAGAGGGGACGGUGCUGCGGCAAGUGGACACUACCACAGGCCGGCUGAGGAUCGGCACAUACACAGGGCCCCUGCAGCAUGGGAUUGUUUACUCUGGAGGUUCUUCAGACAUUGUGUGUGAUCUGCUGGGGGCUAAAGGAAAAGACAUCAUCUACAUUGGAGACCACAUUUUCGGUGACAUCCUCAAAUCAAAGAAGCGUCAGGGCUGGAGGACCUUCCUGGUGAUUCCUGAGCUGGCCCAGGAGCUGCACGUGUGGACCGACAAGAGCUCCAUCUUUGAGGAGCUUCAGUCUCUGGAGUGCUUCCUCGCAGAGCUUUACAAGCAUCUGGACAGCAGCAGCAACGAGAGGCCGGACAUCAGCUCCCUGCAGAGACGCAUUAAGAAAGUGACCCAUGACAUGGACAUGUGCUACGGCAUGAUGGGAAGUCUGUUCCGCAGUGGAUCCCGACAGACGCUGUUUGCCUCGCAGGUGAUGCGCUACGCUGACCUUUACGCCGCCUCCUUCAUCAACCUGCUGUACUACCCCUUCAGCUACCUGUUCAGGGCGGCCCACGUGCUGAUGCCCCAUGAGUCCACGGUGGAGCACACCCACGUCAGCGUCAUGGACACCGAGUCUCCGCUGGCAACACGCAACCGGCACGAUGUGGACCUCAAAGAGAUGGAGUGCAAACGGCACCAGCUGACUCGGUCCGUCAGUGAGAUCCAGCCCCCCCACUUCUUCCCUCAGCCCCCACAGGAGAUCACACACUGCCACGAUGAGGAUGAUGACGAGGAGGAGGAGGAGGACGAGCAGUAGAGAGGGGGUGAAGCAGCAGAGUCUGCAUAUGAGGCAUGACAUAGACCACUGGGGGUGGGUCCCGUCUCUUCCCUGCAGCCUGCACCUGUCCACGGGGAGAGAAAGCUGUUAUUCUAGAUGCAUGUCUGUUAGGGUGAGAUGAAGGCGAAGCCAUGGUGACAUUAAAGUGAAAGUGUUCAGGAGUCCUGUAUACAUGCACUCAUUGUUCUGUAAACGUCUCUCUGCUGCUUUCCCCUGCUCCACAGCGCUCUCUGUACAACAUGCUGACCCUAACUCUGCUGAGACUGCUACCUCAGGCAUUUUAGGGACCAUGUUCAGAAGAUAACUGAUGAUGCAUGUGUCCUCAACAGAGCGCAAGGUGUUUGGAACAUGGACCUGGGAAAUGUAGGAACUUAUUAACAGCACAUCCAAGGGUGGAUUUUGACUUGAAGGACUGUCAUUUGGUUAUUUGGCACAGCUGCCAUGGAUCACAAACGGUUCCUCUCCAUAAGAGUUGUGUGUGCAGCAGAAGGUUUUUAAAAGUGUGUUUUAAAGGUGAGGUGGAUGGGAGGCUGCUAACACGGUAUCACUAACAUGGCAGCGGCUUAGAGAAACUCCCCCUACUUAUUUAUACACUGCCAUAUCCACCAGAAUGUAAAUGAAGUCUGUCUGUAUUAAGUGUUUCUUUUAAAGGGUAGUGCAGAUAUUACACCCUGCUUUAUUUAUCUCACAUAGUUGGAAUGAGAAUGAAUGUUAAAGUAUAUUUUGAACAUCUGAAAUGAGAGAGGUAUGAAAGCUUUUCAGAUAACAAAACAAAUUGCAUUUUGACGACCUCAUAGAUGAUUGAGUUUUUUUAAGCGAACGGUUCAAAUGUAUAUUAAGACAAAAUGUAUGAGUUAAUAUAUUGUCGUUAUGAUAUAAGUCUAAAUUGUGUUCUUCAGAGCCGUGAGUCAAACAUAGAGUUACUGUGAUAUUUAGGUUGGCCUGCUGCUUUCAACAUGCUGUUACUGUAGUGUGAGAACCACACACACCACAUGAUGACUGGUGUAUUUCAGUGGGGUGUACGGUCAUGUGUUACUGCCUUUGCUUUAGAGGGCCUGUGAUGGAACAGGAGGAGCUGUGAUGUAAAGUCCUCUCUGCUGCAAUAUUAGGAGCUGCUGCUGAACACUGAUGUGCAUUCUAUCUGCUUGGGCCCGCAUCUUUUUUUAUUUGUAUUUGUAUGUCCUGCUGAAAGCUGAUUGUUAAACAUGUCCAGCCCCGCUGCAGCUUGCAAAGAUAUUCCUGCUAUUUGAGUGGGAGCAAUAGCAGACUGUUGAAACUCAAAGGUUUCUUUUUCUCUAUUCUGUUUGCUGUCAGCAGAUAGUCACACAUACUAAAGUGUAAAGUCAACCAAAUGAAUGUUGUUGUUUUCUUACCAGCCAUAUUUAACGCAUGCUGCAUUUAUUCAGUUUUAUUUGAAAUGUUGUGAAGAUGAAGAAGUUGAAGUUCAGAUGCUGUGAGGGAGUCUGUUUUUAAUAAAGGUUCUCAACUGAUA
Molecule: messenger RNA, 3314 nt
Organism: Trematomus bernacchii (emerald rockcod)
Lineage: Eukaryota; Metazoa; Chordata; Actinopteri; Perciformes; Nototheniidae
Gene: nt5c2a
Product: 5'-nucleotidase, cytosolic IIa
Exons: 19
Coding region: 77-1801 (574 amino acids)
Molecular function (GO): 5'-nucleotidase activity
Source: RefSeq, a predicted model, not a curated record